CGUUAGUUUGGGGGUUCCCCGUCAUCAGUAUCCGGAUCCGGAAUAUUUAGCUUAUGUUAGCAUAUUUUUUGGUGUGUGUGCAUAUUUUUGUUCGUAUUCGCGUUCCCGAGAAAGUAAGAACUAAAAAUAAAUCUUAUUUUAGCGACGUUGUAGGUUAAGUUAGUGCUUUAAAAUGGGUAAAAAUAAAGGCAAAGGCAGAAAAAAAUUUGUAGCUUUUGAUUCAAACAAUUUGCCAUCACAAUCUGAUAGUGAUAAGGCGACAAGUAAGACCAGCAAUAAAAAUCCUAAAAAUAUUAAAAGCAAUAGAAAUGAUGAUACCACUCCAAUAGAAAAAUAUUCUGUGACACUUACAAGUGAUAUUGAAUCGUCUGCUGAUGUAUCAACGACUUCUAAUAGUACUAAAGGAGACGAAAGUACUGAUACCUCUACCAAAUUAUGUGGACCAUUGGAUGAAAGUGUUUUAGAUGAAUUUCCGACUAUUAAAGAUAAUAAACAGAACAUUUCAAAAUGUGAAAAUGAAAUAAGUUAUGGAAACCAUGAGCCGGAAAAAGUCAAAAAUGGAAUUCAAAAUUUAUCUGUGAGCUCUCACUCUGAAGAUUCGUUCAAUAAAAAUUCUACUCAAUUUGAAAGCAGGGGUAAUAAUGAAUAUAGAAAUUACAGAAAAAGUUUUAAUAAUGCAAAACGAGGGGGCGGUAAGGGAACCCCAUACCAGGAUUCGUCAAACUUUUACAAGGAAACAUAUGAUGCCGAUACGUCCACCAGGAGGAGACCUCAGGGAACUGGUUAUGAUCGUCGAACCAAUGUAAAUAAUACUAAUUAUAAUGUACAACAAUCACAACAAAAAACUAAGGAUCCGUGUGAUGGUGAAUCUUUCCAGUAUGAUCACAGAAGAGGUAUUAAUACCCGUCAAUAUUCAUGCAGGUACGAUAAAAGAAAUGACUCAGCCAAUCUGGGCGAUGGUGAAUCUUUUCACAGCAGUGGUACCCAGUAUGAAGGCAGAAGAGGUAAUAAUACUCGUCAAUAUUCAAACAGGUACGAUAAAAGAAAUGAAACAGCCAAUCAAGGCAAAUAUUUGAAAGACAAAAGUGCAAAUUACAAAAACUCUGCACCCCUUGAAGACUUAUCAAACUUUGAAACACCACUAAAUCCAAAUGUACCUGAAACACAGAAACCGGUAUCCGGAAUCUGGGAUAAACCUGUUGAUACAAAUAAAGAGAGGAACAUCGGACAGUAUCCACCACCGGGAAAUAAGAAUUGGGAAGCUCAAUGCUGGGAUGAUCAGAAUUCCAAUAAUCAACAUACAGAACAUCAUUCAAGUCAAAAUUUUGCGGAAACGGAAAUUAUUAACCCUGGCAAUAUAAAUACAGAUAGUAAUAGUGGAACGAAUUUAGUACCGGAAGAUGAGGAUUGGGAUGCAGAAGCUGACGGUUAUUCCAAUAAUCAGCAUACAGUAAUACAGUCAACCCAACAUUUUUCAGAAACAAAGUCGAGCGACGCAGGUAAUAAUUGGUUGGAACAUACACAGAACGAUUCAUUCAAAUACACACCACAUGCCGCAGUUGAUUUAUUUGAAAACAAUUUUCCUGAAAAAAAUAAACGUACUGACAACUGGAGAAGCAAUAAUAGGAAAAGCUUGCCUGCUAUGCCCUCGCAUCGUCAGGAUACUACAAAGAGAUUCAGCGAGGGAAAUAAAGACGACUGGAACAAAGAAAGCCCAAGGAACAGAAAUAUCUUCGACAAACGUUCUGAGAGCACCGACAAGGAAUACAAAAUGUUUCUUGAGGAGGAGAGGAGGAAUGAGAAAGUCAUAUUCGUGAGAGUGGAGGAAAUUCAACAGGAUUUGUUUGAAAUGCCAAAAGAUUAUUCCUUGGGCCAUUGCGUCGCUGAAGAUAUGAGGAUGGGAAGCGGUAUUGCCGUUACUUUCAAGAGGGAGUUCAAGCAGAUGGAGUGCCUCUUGGAUCAGAGACAGAAACAGGGUGGUCUUGCAGUGUUGGAGGAUGAAGGUAAAGAAGGGACUAGGUACAUUUAUUACCUGAUCACUAAACGUGAGUCGACCGGAAAACCGACCUACGAAAAGUUCUGGUCUUCGUUGCAAAAGAUGAGGAACCAUAUUAGGGAGAACGACGUGAAAAAACUGGCAAUUCCCCGACUGGGAUGCGGCCUGGACAGGCUGGAAUGGGACCGGGUGAAGCACAUGAUCGAGUUUCUGUUCAGAGACGUAGACGUGAAAAUUACCGUCUGCAAUUUCCAACAGAGCGAAGAAUCUCCUGAUAAAUCCCUAAAUUAUACGUGCAAGGUAGUAAACGUAGAAAAGUCCAUUGCCGAUAUCGAAUCAGAAACGAUCAUAAUGUAUCUAUCUUCGGAGGACGGGCAUAUAUCGAAGGAAAUGGAACAACUACAGAAAAAAUUUUUCUUCCUCGACCAGUUCAGACGUUCGCCGAAACAGUUGGGAGAUGUUAUAAGAUACGAAGACAAAUGUAAAUACUACAUAUUAUAUGGAUGCAUUGUUAGAAAGACCAGCAAGGAUCCCUUCAGCUUUUCAAGCUUAUUCAAGUGCAUUUCACAGAUCAAUAAGAGUAACAGGAAAGAUAAAUAUGUAUACGUAGGUAUACAGGCUAUUAAAGAUGAUAAUGAUGAUUUGCUAAUGGAGAAAAUUUUAAGUCUUCUGAAGAAUUAUCUGAGUAAAGUCGAUAUAUAUGUUUGCUGGUCCGACUUGCUGGAUAAGAUGCCUAUUUCCUAUCGAGACUCUUAAUAGGGCUUUAUUCAUAUUUUUCUACCAGAGGAACUCAUGAAAAUAGCGAUAGAUACAUUACGGAAUGUUUUUAAUAAUCAAUUUGUAGGUAAAUAACUUAAGUUAGUUUUUUAAGUUUUUCGAAAGGGCAAGUCAAAAUUCCUUCCGCAGCCUUAAAACAAUAAAAUGAAACAAGUUCUUAUGAACAAAUAGUUCAAAGAUCUUCAUUGUCCAGAAUUAACUUUUUUUUAGUACAAUUUCAUGUAAAUAUAAAAUGUUUUGUGACUGUGUAAAGUAGAAACUUGCGGAUUGUCGCUAAAAAUGCAUUGUUUCAGGGAAAAACAGGUUUCAAUUUUCUGCUGCGGUUUCAGUUAUUUUGGUGUGUUCGAGUUAUUAAACGUUAUAUUAGAUAUUUUUUAAGAUUUUAUUCAAAUGUUAGAUUCUAGUAAACUGAAAAUAGUUCCAUGAAACAAUAUUUAGAGACCUAUAUUACAGCUGAUAUUCUUUCGAAUGCAGUUAAGUUGGUAUAAAUCGUAAAAAAUAAUCAAUACAGCUGCAAAUUUUACAGAAAAAUGAUGUUUGAUCAACUUUUUCUACUUAUUUGCACUCGUAUAAUGACGGAUGGAAAUAUUCUCAGUUCGCAGUGAGUACAAACGAGUAUAAAAUGCCUCCAAAACCGGUAACGGCAGUAGAAAAUUGAAAUCUUUUUUUCUUCUGGAAAGAUGCGUUUCAGAGAUACGAGUAUAUCCAACAGUUUGAAAACCAUUGAAAAUUUCAAAUAUGCCACAAUUUGUGCUUUACACGGCGACAUAUUUUUUUUUUAUAAAGUUUUUUAUGAAAUUUGCAUGCAACUGGCUUUUCGUAUUCACAUAAAAUUGUACUUGAUGGAGAUGUUAGUUCUCCGUCAAAUUAGGAAAAAAUUAAAAAAAAAAGCAUCUACUUUAGAGAACGGCGUUUGUUAUGUUGUUUUGCAGAGUUCGCCGUUCACGAAUAGGGAGUUAAUUUUGACUCGGCCUGUAUUCUGUGGGGAUAAAAUAUUUAUCUUUAUAUAUAUCUUGUAGUGCCGAGGAAUGAGAAACUGUUUAUUAACAAUAAUUCCAAUAUAUCUUAUUAAGUAAAUAUAAAACUUUCAAAAUCAGGAAAUUCGCCUUUAAGGAUGAACAUUUUCGCAGCUUCUCUAAAAACCUUCUCGAUCUAUACAGAAAAGUGCACUUUUUAUAAAAUAGUAAUGAGGCAGUUUGUUUAGACGUGUAUUUUGAAUUUCCCGUCAAAAUCAGGAUGCUUUAUGGGAUUAUAGAUAUAGCUUAGAUAUACUUUCAGCCUUACCUUGCUUUGUUUAUAUUUACAUUAUAACUAAUAUCGAUAUAUGUACGAUUUUUUUUUAGAUUAAUAAAUAUUACCUAUUUUA
Anoplophora glabripennis (Asian longhorned beetle) is the source of this 4139-nucleotide messenger RNA. RefSeq lists its product as uncharacterized. The record is from RefSeq and is a predicted model, not a curated record. NCBI's taxonomy places the organism in Eukaryota, Metazoa, Arthropoda, Insecta, Coleoptera, Cerambycidae. Gene Ontology annotation, biological process: peptidyl-glutamate ADP-deribosylation. The coding region runs from base 173 to 2752 and encodes 859 amino acids. The transcript has 4 exons.